GACAUUCAAGAUUGCGGGAGCCCGAGCGUUGCUGCGGAGACGCAGGCGCGGACUCGCCUCCUUUUACAGCGAGUGGCGGAAGAUGGCGGCGGCUCAGGCGGUGGAGGAGAUGCGGACUCGCGUGGUUCUCGGAGAGUUUGGGGUUCGCAAUGUCCACACCACGGACUUUCCCGGUAACUACGCCGGUUAUGAUGAUGCCUGGGACCAGAACCGCUUCGAGAAGAAUUUCCGUGUGGACGUGGUGCAAAUGGAUGAAGACACGCUGGAGUUCGACAUGGUGGGGAUUGAUGCUGCCAUCGCCAAUGCUUUCCGGAGAAUCCUGUUAGCUGAGGUGCCGACAAUGGCCGUGGAGAAGGUCUUGGUGUAUAACAACACGUCCAUAGUCCAGGAUGAGAUCCUUGCUCACCGCCUGGGGCUCAUCCCCAUCCUCGCUGAUCCUCGUCUCUUUGAAUAUCGGAACCAAGGAGAGGAGGAAGGAACAGAGAUAGACACGCUGCAGUUCCGGCUGCAGGUCAGGUGUACCAGGAACCCCAAUGCUGCCAAGGAUUCCUCAGACCCCAAUGAACUCUAUGUCAACCAUAAAGUCUACACCAGGCAUAUGACAUGGGUCCCCUUGGGAAAUCAGGCUGAUGUCUUCCCAGAGGGCACAAUCCGUCCAGUGCACGACGACAUCCUCAUCGCUCAGCUUCGGCCUGGCCAGGAAAUUGACUUGAUGAUGCAUUGCGUCAAGGGCAUUGGCAAAGACCAUGCCAAGUUCUCACCAGUGGCCACAGCCAGCUACAGACUGCUACCGGCCAUCACUCUGCUUGAGCCUGUGGAAGGAGAAGCGGCUGAGGAGCUGAGCCAGUGUUUCUCCCCUGGCGUGAUUGAGGUGGAGGAAGUACAAGGUAAAAAGGUGGCCAGGGUGGCCAAUGCUCGGCUGGAUACCUUCAGCAGGGAAAUCUUCCGGCAUGAGAAACUCAAGAAGGCUGUGCGGCUUGCCCGGGUUCGGGACCAUUAUAUCUUUUCUGUGGAGUCUACUGGAGUUUUGCCACCAGAUGUGUUGGUGAGUGAAGCCAUCAAGAUCCUGAUGGGGAAGUGCCGGCGGUUCUUGGAUGAACUGGAUGCAGUUGAGAUGGACUGAAGCUUACACACAUACCUGGGAGGGCGUGGCUGCUCUUGGAUCUUUUGCACUGCUGUGCUGUUACUAGAGGUCCCUUUCCAGUCUCAUUUCCAGUCAAUACAUUUUAUUAAAUGUGCCACAGACACCUUUGCCUUUGUAAGGCCGUUGUUGUAAAUAAAUUGCUCUUGGCAAGUUCUUUUCAG
Molecule: messenger RNA, 1305 nt
Organism: Mus musculus (house mouse)
Lineage: Eukaryota; Metazoa; Chordata; Mammalia; Rodentia; Muridae
Gene: Polr1c
Product: polymerase (RNA) I polypeptide C
Exons: 9
Coding region: 83-1123 (346 amino acids)
Biological process (GO): termination of RNA polymerase III transcription; transcription elongation by RNA polymerase I; transcription initiation at RNA polymerase III promoter
Cellular component (GO): nucleus; RNA polymerase I complex; RNA polymerase III complex
Molecular function (GO): protein dimerization activity; DNA binding; DNA-directed RNA polymerase activity
Source: RefSeq, marked validated